AUGGCUGAAGAGGGCCUUUUCCCCGCCAAUCUCCUCUCUCCAGAGGUGCAAUCGGUACUACCCGAGGGCUACAAGCUACGGGCGCUCCGGCGCAGCGACUUCGAUACGGGCUUCCUCGACUGCCUGCGUGUGCUGACGACGGUGGGCGAGAUUGGGAAAGAACAGUUCGAGGAGCGCUACGAGUGGCUGGCAAAGCAGGGCGACAGCUACUUCAUUCUCGUCAUUGAGGAUACCAAUGCUAGCCCGCCUAGGGUUGUCGGCACUGGCGCACUGCUUGUUGAGCGCAAAUUCAUCCACAAUCUCGGGUCAGUUGGCCACAUCGAAGACAUCGCUGUUGCCAAGGAUCAGCAGGGCAAGAAGCUGGGACUGCGCAUCAUAGAGGCGCUCGACUAUAUCGCUUCGCAGACCGGUUGCUACAAAACGAUCCUUGACUGCAGCGAACACAACGAAGGCUUUUAUGUCAAGUGCGGUUUCAGGAGAGUAGGCCUAGAGAUGGCGCACUACCACGAAGGCCCCAAGAGUAACAACACCCAAUAG
This is a messenger RNA of Canariomyces notabilis, 537 nucleotides long. Its product is annotated as acyl-CoA N-acyltransferase. Gene Ontology annotation, biological process: UDP-N-acetylglucosamine biosynthetic process. The transcript has 2 exons. Lineage: Eukaryota; Fungi; Ascomycota; Sordariomycetes; Sordariales; Chaetomiaceae. Gene Ontology annotation, molecular function: glucosamine 6-phosphate N-acetyltransferase activity; monosaccharide binding. Gene Ontology annotation, cellular component: endoplasmic reticulum; Golgi apparatus; endoplasmic reticulum-Golgi intermediate compartment. The record is from RefSeq and is a predicted model, not a curated record. The coding region runs from base 1 to 537 and encodes 178 amino acids.